ACUGAUGUGUGAAUCUCUUGUCAGUGUUUCGUUACAAGUGACCCAGGGUUCUCUGAGGAUUUUCAUUUCCAUGGGGGGGAAUAAAAGAAGUUUUACAUUGAUGGACUCUAAUGUGAGGUGUUGACUCCUCACUGCACUGUGAAAACCAUUAGGAAAAAGUCCUUGGGGUUAAAACCUGGGGCUCCACAGUGUUACCUGCACUUGGGGCUAGAAAUUAAUUUAAAUGGCGACUGAUCUGUCUGAAGCUGAACCCGUGCAUCAUAAGGCGCUUCCACUCUUAACGGGAGCUCAGCUGAUCCACACGGACAAGUUAAGUGAGAAAGUUGAAGACGACACAAUGCCGAUCCGUCGCUCAGUGAAUUCUUCUUCCCGGGAAACUCCUCCCAAAAGCAAACCUGCUGAAGGUGAAGAGGUCAAAGCGGAUGCAGAAGUCACCUCUGAGGAAUCUGCCUCUGUUGGAGAAGAACAAGAGAAUGAAACCCUGCCUGCUGCAUCUGGUGAAGCAGAACAGCCAAAGGAAUCUGAGAAUGAAGGGAAGGCGGAAACAAAGUCCUCAGAAGAAACCAAAAAGGACGAGAAGGAUCAGUCUAAGGAAAAGGAGAAGAAGGUGAAAAAGACCAUUCCUGCGUGGGCUACUCUUUCUGCUAGCCAGCUAGCUAGAGCACAGAAGCAGACUCAGAUGGCUGCCACCUCACGUCCCAAAAUGGAUGCUAUUUUAACUGAGGCCAUCAGGGCGUGCUUUCAAAAGAGUGGUGCAUCGGUCGUUGCAAUACGUAAAUACAUUAUCCACAAAUACCCUUCCCUGGAGCUUGAGAGGAGAGGCUAUCUUCUAAAGCAAGCAUUGAAAAGGGAGCUGGAGAGGGGAAUCAUUAGACAGGUGAAAGGAAAGGGAGCUUCUGGGAGCUUUGUAGUGGUGUCUAAUGCAGGAAAAACUGUUCCAAAAGCCAGAGACAGAAAGAAAAGCACUUCCACUUCGACUGCAGAGCAACAAGUCAAGCUGGAAGAUAUCCUGCCGCUGGCUUUCACCCGCCUUUGUGAACCGAAGGAAGCUUCUUACAGCCUGAUCAAGAAAUAUGUGUCUCAGUAUUACCCCAAACUCAAAGUAGAUAUAAGACCCCAGCUGUUGAAGAAUGCCCUGCAGAGAGCUGUAGAGAAGGGCCAGUUAGAGCAGAUCACAGGGAAGGGAGCGUCUGGGACAUUCCAGCUGAAGAAAUCAGGGGAGAAGCCCCUGCUGGGUGGGACUCUGAUGGAAGAUGCCAUCCUGUCUGCUAUUGCGGCCAUGAACGAACCGAAGACCUGCUCCACCACAGCGCUGAAGAAGUAUAUCCUGGAAAACCACCCAGGGACCAACUCCAACUUCCAGGGACCAUUGGAAAUUUCCCUGGUCCUUAGAGGCCUGUGUUUAGCCAGCCUCCAGUGCUUGUCAGUCUUGCAAGUCGGGUAAGGAAAUUUCAGCUUGCAAUCUGUUGUUUUCUUUCUCCUUCCGUUACAUAAAAGGAAUUUUGAUGAUCUCUGCUCUGUUUUAAGAGCAACCGGAGGAAGAUCUGGUGAGAUGUAAAAGCAGGCGGGUAAUGCACUGCAGAGCCAGUGCUCUGCACUCCUCCCCAUUUUAUACCUCAUACUUUGUAAGUGGACUUGACUGGAGCCAAAUCCUUUAUGUGCUGCUGUUGACCUUUGGUACCCAGAGUAAAAACAGCCUUAUGUUUUAUGUGUUGCUCCCAUUUAUAAAAGUGUGGGGUUUUUAAAGACUUCUUGAACUGUGAUGAUCCUAAUGUUGCAACACAAGUAUUUCAAUGGAUACAAUCAACUCAAUUAGCUAUGCAGUCUCCUCCAGUGCUGUACAAAAUAAAACAUUUCAGCAGAGGUUGCCUGUAAGCUGGUGAAGAUGUGGCACUGUCCCAGAUGAUUGUCUUGCUGUGAAAUGUAAUUUCUUGAUAAAAGCUCAUUUCCGGAGUGUUGAAUAAAUGGUUGGAGUGAAUAUCUCUGCAUUAAUUGUACAGAACAGAUUCAGAUGACGGUUCAGCCAGCACGUUUCUUUGUAUUUUUCUCUUUCCAUUUCUCAAGUGAACCUCUUUGGAAUGUGCUUGAGGGCAGACCUUGCUUUUCCCUUGGUUUGGGGGGAGCUAAAUGGUGCUUCUAAUUCAAGCUGAAAAUGGUUUCGAACUGACUAAACAACUUCAGCCCUUUGCCAGAGACAAAGAUCCCCUGUACUUGCACAGUUUCGGUUACAAUUCUUACACAGUGCACAAUGGAACAGAAGACUGGAAUAAAAAGUGCAUUUGUCGUAUUUCUAGACCAAAUAUUUUCCCUUUAAAAAAAAACCCAAACAAAAUCACAGAAUGGGGAAAGAUGCACUACAUAUGAAAUUUAGAACAUGAGGAGGGCACAAACAGGGUAAAGACUUGAUUUUUUAAAACACUUUGGAGAAUAGGCUGAAAAAAAGCUGAGACUUGGGUUAAAUUUGGACAGAAGUAGUUACGUGGUGCUGUUCAAUGCAUUUAUAAAGGAGGAUCCCUUGAUUGUGACAUCAAAACCAUGCACUGUUCUUGACUUCUUCCUUUGGAGAAUUUAAAGCCACACUUGCUAAGUGUGCAGGAACAAACACUUGUAUCUUGCUUGAAUCUUCCUGGAGAUUAACUGUGAGAAGAUUUCCCUUUAAAUUAAAGACAUACUAAAGCUUCUAAACACAGUGGUCUAGCUGGGUCCCACCUGCAGCAGCUGCUUUUUGCUGAGUGCAGAAAGAAGCAUGUGAUGAUGUCUUCACGACUCUUGGGUCUCCAGUGCUGUUUUGUUCCUCUGCAGGUGUCCUGGGCAAAGGAGACUUCAUCCUGACUCCCCGUCUCUGAUUUCAGAGGGCACUGCAGAGAGCAGUAAGGUUAGACAAGUGGAUAAAGAUAGUAACGCAACCUUUCUCUGAUAUUUUUUCCCCUCUUUUU
Harpia harpyja (harpy eagle) is the source of this 2936-nucleotide messenger RNA. RefSeq names its product heterochromatin protein 1 binding protein 3 (gene HP1BP3). Gene Ontology annotation, cellular component: nucleosome; chromosome; nucleus. NCBI's taxonomy places the organism in Eukaryota, Metazoa, Chordata, Aves, Accipitriformes, Accipitridae. The record is from RefSeq and is a predicted model, not a curated record. Gene Ontology annotation, molecular function: nucleosome binding; DNA binding. Gene Ontology annotation, biological process: nucleosome assembly; heterochromatin organization. The transcript has 11 exons. Bases 224 to 1444 code for a protein of 406 amino acids.